ACCGGAUUCGUAACGGAGCGUCACCGGUCCAGCUAGAUCCAUAAGUAACGCAUUUGGCUUGGCAUUGAUACGCCCUAGUGCUCUCGUGCUUUGUGUGCUUCUUUUUUCCGUUUCCACUUCACUCCACUACCGUUGCUCUCUCGCUCAGAUGGCUCUUGAAGUCGCUGUGAAGGCCGCCGUCGGUGCCCCCAACAUUCUCGGAGACUGUCCAUUCUCUCAACGGGUGCUCUUAACUUUGGAGGAGAAGCAUGUUCCCCACAAGACUCACCUUAUCAAUAUCAGUGACAAACCCCAAUGGUUUUUGGAAGUAAAUCCUGAAGGGAAGGUGCCAGUUCUUAAGAUUGAUGAUAAGUGGGUGUCUGACUCUGACGUUAUCGUGGGGAUUCUCGAGGAAAAAUAUCCUGAACCUCCGCUUGCCACUCCUUCGGAAUUUGCCACUGUGGGAUCAAAGAUAUUUGGAUCUUUUGUGAGUUUCCUGAAGAGUAAGGAUCCAAAUGAUGGAACAGAGCAGACAUUGCUUAAUGAAUUGAAGGCUUUCAAUGACCAUCUGCAGGCACAUGGCCCGUAUGUUGCUGGGGAUAAGGUCACUGCUGUUGAUUUGAGUUUGGCACCAAAAUUUUACCAUCUUACUGUUGCACUUCGCCACUUUAAGAACUGGACUGUCCCUGAAAAUUUGACACAUGUCCACAACUACACAAAGUUGCUGUUUGCCCGGGAAUCAUUUCAGAAAACGAAGGCUGCAGAGCAAUAUGUUAUUGCAGGAUGGGCACCAAAGGUCAAUGCAUGAAUUAGCACUAAAUUAUGAGGUUUAAUGUCAGUUAUGUGGAGUGUUUGUGUGUGGGGCAGGACUCUUUUAACUCUUAUGUGUUGUGUUAUCCUUUAGUGGAUUUUCUUCCUAUCUAAUAAUAAUAAUAAUAAUAAUAUAUUAUA
Messenger RNA from Prosopis cineraria, 930 nucleotides. RefSeq names its product glutathione S-transferase DHAR2-like. The transcript has 6 exons. Gene Ontology annotation, molecular function: glutathione dehydrogenase (ascorbate) activity. Gene Ontology annotation, biological process: protein glutathionylation; ascorbate glutathione cycle; cellular oxidant detoxification. NCBI's taxonomy places the organism in Eukaryota, Viridiplantae, Streptophyta, Magnoliopsida, Fabales, Fabaceae. The coding region runs from base 149 to 787 and encodes 212 amino acids. The record is from RefSeq and is a predicted model, not a curated record.